UCUAGAUGUCCGGAUCAUUACAUACAAUAUAAAUCACAUCAAAGUCAUUCUUAAAUUCACAAACAAGAACAAUAAACCCUAGAGCAACAACCUCUCAUGGUACAUUUCUCAAAAGCGCACUUCCAAUCUCUAUGGCGCUGGCCAUCUCAUCUUCCUCCUCCUCCUUCUUCUCCUCUCCUAAAAAAAGAUCAAGCUCUCGCUUCUCUAAAACAACCAAAUCCUCCUCGAAAUCUCCCACUUUCCUCACCAUUACCGCCUCCUCGUCAUCCUCCUCGCUGCCGCCGAUGAAAAUUGUCCGGUGCCCUGCACUUGACCGCCGUGCGGCGAAGCACAGCCAUCUCCGAUUCGCCCGCAAAUUGAAGACUUUGCUCCUUUCCAAACCGAAGCAAUUCCUUCCCCUUCGAGUGCUCUCCCGCUGCAGAGCUUACCUAAACCCUCCCCCCAGCCGUUCCCUCCUCUCCAUGAUCCAGCGUUACCCUUCCCUCUUCACUCUCUUCCAUGUUCCCUCCCACAACUCCCCCUCUUCUUCCCUACUUGCCGUCACCCUCACCCCCGCCGCCGCCUCUCUGGCGGCAGAGGAGUUCCGCCUUCGUGCCUGCCUAACCGACGCGCUGGCGGACAAGCUCCACCGCCUUCUCAUGCUCGCCCCUCAUCGCCGUCUUCUUCUCUCCAAGCUCGCACAUCUUGCUCCUGACCUCGGACUAGCCCCCGAUUUCCGUUCCCGUCUCUGCAACGCUCAUCCCUCCCGCUUCCGCACUAUCGACACGUCCUAUGGUCGUGCACUUGAGCUGGUAUCAUGGGACCAAUCCCUCGCUGUGGCACUCCCACGACUCGAUCUCACCAGCGAUGUCGACCCCCUUCGCCGCCCGAUCAUCGAACGAGUUCCUAGGUUUCCGCAGUUGCGAUUGCGGCGAGGGCUUAACCUCCGGCGACGCCAUCGUGAGUACUUGAUUCGGUUCCAGGAUCUACCGGAGGUGAACCCUUACGAGAGCUUAAAGGGAGAUUCGACCGAGUUGGAGGAGAAGAUGGCGUGUGCGGUUGUGAGGGAGGUGGUGGGGAUGACGACGGAGAGAAGGACACUGGUGGAUCACCUCACGCACUUCAGGAAGGAUUUGCGGCUGCCGAAUCGGCUUCGUGCGAUGCUAGUGAGGCACCCGGAGAUGUUCUAUGUUAGCGUGAAAGGGACUCGGGACUCGGUUUUUCUUGUGGAGGCUUAUGAUGAGAAGGGGAGAUUGGUGGUGGAGGACGAACUCAGAUCGGUGAAGGAGAGGCUCGCAGAAUUAGUGAUGGAGGGGAAAAGGAUGAGGAGAGAGAGGAGGAGAGGAGUGUUUGAGGAGGAGGAUGAUGAAGUGGAAGCAGAGAAAGAGGAAGAUGAUGACGAUGAAGGUUUGGAAGAUUUGUUUGAGUCUGGAAUCGGAGAAGAUUGGGAGGAGUUGCAGGAAGAAUGGGGGAUUGGUGAUGAAAAGAUGAUGGAGACGGAUGAGCUUUGGGCUAGGGGAACGAAUGUUUUGCCUGGAGGUGGUGAGGUUGGGAGGAAAUUGGAAGUUUGGUGAAUUGGAGCGGGGCUGCACUCAAGGUGUUUGUGGAUUUGUUCCUGAAGAUAGUAAUGUAAAAAAAGGAAGAUGAGAUUUUGGCUUGGAUUUUCUUUUCUAUGGUCAGAAUCUGCGCUCCUGAUCGAAGUAUUUUAGUCUACAAAGAUGUUGAGUUUGACUCGAAUCUUGUUUAGAUUGAGGUAUUUUCGAUCAAUCGAGUUAUGAAAUUAUACUUUUAAUAUUUCUGUUCGUGCUAAUGCACAAUUAUAGAUCUAUUUAUGAUUGCAUGUGUACACCCAUAAUAUGUUAUCAUGAAUUUUGAAGAAAUCUUAUGGCUUAGAAGACAAGCGUGGUAAAAAAAUGACCCACUAGAAUUCAAAGAUCACAUCAACAUGAACCUAUGUAAUUUGAUGCCUAACCAAGGCCUCCUUAAAAAGUGUACAAAACCUGCUAAACGAUAGGCCCUCAGGAAAAAGGGCCAAGGCAUACCCAACGAAGAAAGGAGACCUGCCUAGCUCCUCAAAAUGACACUACAAAUCAACUAAGAAACAAUCUUGCGGGCCUUCAAGGUCACUAGCACCCAAUGUGACACCAACACAAACCUCCCAAAUGGUUUUUUUGUUGAAGAGGUGAAACUACCUGUCGGAUUACAAUAAAGUGUCAUUUGCCCGACAUCCUAGUUUCAACUUGACAACAAGAGUUCUGUUCACAGGGAGCCGUGACUACAAGUCGGACUAGGGAAGCCAAUUGAUCGAAUGUCCAUGGAUUGUCUGAUCGAAGGUACAUGGAUUGGCUGAAGGGUCAUAACCUAGGCGACUGAAGGCCCUUUGAUGGAUCAACCGAAGUCCCUCAGUCUUAGACGACUAAAGGAUGUGUCAGCCAAGCAGAGAUCUUUCUU
This is a messenger RNA of Phalaenopsis equestris, 2430 nucleotides long. RefSeq names its product protein ROOT PRIMORDIUM DEFECTIVE 1. Gene Ontology annotation, molecular function: RNA binding. The record is from RefSeq and is a predicted model, not a curated record. Lineage: Eukaryota; Viridiplantae; Streptophyta; Magnoliopsida; Asparagales; Orchidaceae. Bases 132 to 1553 code for a protein of 473 amino acids. The transcript has a single exon.